Molecule: messenger RNA, 2501 nt
Organism: Lycium barbarum (goji berry)
Lineage: Eukaryota; Viridiplantae; Streptophyta; Magnoliopsida; Solanales; Solanaceae
Exons: 1
Coding region: 864-2501 (545 amino acids)
Source: RefSeq, a predicted model, not a curated record
CAAUUUGUUGAGAUUUUAGUAGAUUUAGACACACACACAUAUAUAUAUACACUUCGUGUUGAAAGUCAUGGAUUCAGAUGGACCCAUAACCAAAAGGCUACAUCCCCCUCUGAGUACUUGCGUAUUUUCCUUUUCAUCAGUAUGCUAUGAUUUAUCAACUUUUUCUUUUAGAAUGUACAUUGUAAUGUUAAAGGAAAGGUGAAAUUAGUGAUCAAAUAUUUACCUAGUUGCCAAAGAUAUAAAUAGCACCCAAUGGUGUGGCCUAGUAGUCACUAGUCAAUGAAGUGGCGGAGAAUCAUGAGUUUCGGGUUCAAAUUCUACUGACAAAAAAUCCUAGGUUUUUUUUUCCAUCUGCCUAAGCCUCAGUUGUUAUCUUCUCUGAAAUAUGUUUCGAUAUACUAUUCUAACUUGGAAGCAAGAUCUUCACCCGGCUUAACCACUGAGAACAAUCUUAUUCAUAAGAGUACAAAAAGUGGAUGGCGUGCUAAUUAGCUAACCCCAACGGCGUCAUGAGCCAUUGAAACGCUCCAUACCUCGUUACGCAUGUGGUCUCGGGCUCAUCUCCUUCGGCUAUGUGCACUUGGUAAUACCCGAUAUCUGUGUUGGUCGGAGGUAACAAGUACCCAGUGGAAUGCACCCGAGCUGACCCAGACACCGCCGUCAUUUAAAAAAAAUAAAAAUACUAAUAAAUAACACAAUAUUGAAUUUUGCUGUAUCUAGUCUCUCUUCUCCUUUUAACUAUAUUUGUGCAAGCAUAUUCAUGAUUGUUUUCAGGUAGCUGGCCUGAAAUCUUUCUACUUGCAGGACUUUGUGUUUAAAGCUUCUGCUUAAAAUCAGCAGAAGAUAGCGGCAAGGACAGAGGGAUGGCCUACAGUAUUGUUGAUGAUCUCUUGAAAUGUCUGGAAUAUUGUGUAGACAGUCAUGAAGACUCACCUUCUGAGAUGGAUGAUCAAAUCCAGACCCUUAAAAUGGAUUUAAGGCUUCUGAGGACUUUCCUUAUGUGUUCGGCUUGUCGGUACGUUGAGGAUAGCGAAUCAAAAAGUGUGUUGAUGCAUGUGGAAGGUCUGGUGCGAAAUGCAGAAUCAGAUUUUCAAUCUCUCUAUACUAAGAGUAUAAAUGGAAACAUGCCCGCUAGCAUGGCUCAACUGGUUUCCAAUGCCGUGGAAAAGGUUAAUAUCUUGAAAGCAGAAAUUACACAAGUCUAUACAACUGUUUUGAUCUCAAAAUUUUCUCAUUCCCUUUUUUGUGACAAAUUUGUUGUGGAAUUCACUGAUUGUGUACUGGAGAAUUUAAAGGAUUUAAGGGAAUGUAUCGCAGCUUAUUUUCCUAUGAAUGGGGAAAUUAUAACUCUUGAAACAAAGCUAAUAUUCCUGAAGAAUUUCUUAAGGUUUGUAGCGAAGCUGUCCGUUGAAAAUGAGAAAUUUCAAGAUCUUUUGGCUCAUGCAUCGGAUGUGAUCAGUGAUGCAGCACAUCUAUCUUAUAGGUGUUUUAUUGGCAAUGCAAGUGAACCAGCUGAAUGCGGAACUAAUAAUGAUGUCAUUUCCUGUUUGGUUCGACGAAUCAUUCCUAUCAACUGUGAUGUCAUUCAUUAUUAUAUUCCCUGUCAGAAGAACACUUUAGCAGUGGAAGAACUUGAUGCUGGUUUUCUUGAUUUUCUCCUGGACACUCUUGCAGAGCUAGUAAACUAUGAGAUCGCCCUGGAGGAGUUUUCAAACUAUAAUAUCAAUGGCCUUGUUGAAGACUUGAUGUUUCUGAAAAAUUAUCUCUCAGAUCUUCCGGAGCAGUAUCCUGAGUUGGUAAAGUUGAUACUGAUACAUAUUGCAUCAAUCGCCCGUAAUAUUACUCCCUCAAUUUUCUUCCUUUACACAGAUGGUGUGGAUGAAGAAGUUGCUAGACAUAGUACCGGACGCCUUACGUUUUUGCAGGAAGAAAUCACGCUUAUCAAGGCAGAGGUGCAUCUCAUGGAUCUUCCGGGACCUAAGUGGAUGGCUACUUUGAAGGAUCGAAUUCAAAUUCUUUAUGAGGAAGUGGUGUUUCUGCAAGCUCUCCUUAAUGCACCAGACGACUGCCGUUCUCUUGGAAGUGAACUAAAUGUUUUGUUUACACAAGGGCGGGCUACAGUGAAGAUGGUCGGAUCACUUAUUAUGUCACUCAGUAAUAAGGAAUCGAAUGAAGACAUGCUGAACAAAAUGGAGUUAGCCACUUCUGGUUUUCUAGAAAGAACUAGAAUCAUGAAGACAGUGGCCAGAGAUAUUUUUGGAAGAGGUCCAUCCAAAUUCCCCAAGACUAAUGACCUAGGCUUUCUCAAUUCUUUCUUAGGAAAUCUGAAAGAACUCCUCCUCCAUAAAGUUGAUCGGGUUCCUUUCCCCAAACAUCAUAUUGCAAGAGUGCAUGACACAUUAAAGUAUCUGAAGAAGAACCUCUGGGAUGUUAUCAAGCAGAACAAUGAGCUAAAGAAUCUGAAGGCACGUGUUAUGCAAGCGGCCUAUGAGGCGGAAUAA